This is a messenger RNA of Aspergillus nomiae NRRL 13137, 1605 nucleotides long. RefSeq lists its product as uncharacterized. NCBI's taxonomy places the organism in Eukaryota, Fungi, Ascomycota, Eurotiomycetes, Eurotiales, Aspergillaceae. The record is from RefSeq and is a predicted model, not a curated record. The transcript has 2 exons. Bases 1 to 1605 code for a protein of 534 amino acids.
AUGAAGGUCCAGCGAUGGCUUUUCAACGGUAACCCAGGAGCUUGGUACCGCCUUUCACCCGCCGUUACGCGAUUCAAUCAUCCAAACAGGCCACAUGCUCAGUUCAGCACCCAAAACUCUCCCUCCGUCGCAACUUCUUGCGGGUAUCAUCCUUUGAAAAUCCUCGACGAUGCGAGCAUAGAAAACUUCCGCAAGGAGCACUUCAUCGCCGAGCUUCCUGUUAUCCUCCCGCGCCGCCAUUUUCGCGAUCUACCUGCCUUUGGACGCUGGUUCCAGUCUUCUCCAUCCGAGCCCAAUGUAUCCCGAUUGAAUACCACACACCUUGAGCAGCAUGGCGCAGACGCUAUUGUUCCACUAGAACUUACACAGCCGUCGACAGAACCGGACAAGGAUGGUGUCAGUUUUAGACAAUUCCAUGCACCUCUCAGUCUUUUUCUGGAAUGGAUGCGCACGGCGGAGGAACAAUCGCAGUCAGUUCGACUGUAUCUAGCACAAUGCCAGCUAUCCGAUUUGCCACAGACGCUUCGUAACGACUUUGCAACCCCUGAACUUGUGUCCCAGGCGGGCAACGGCGAUGUGUACGACACCAAUGUGUGGAUCGGCUAUCCCCCUACAUACACCCCCCUUCAUCGUGACCCCAACCCGAAUUUAUUCGUUCAACUCGCUGGACGAAAAAUUGUGCGGUUAAUUGCUCCCGAUGAUGGACAGGCGCUGUUCGCGUCAGUAAGAAGGCAAUUAGGGAGGAGCGGGAAUCGCGAAGCUGCUGUGUUUCGAGGGUCAGAAAUGAUGCAGGGACGAGAGAGGACAUUGCUAGAAAAAGAGGUUUGGGACGAUGGUUUGAACACGGCCAGUUCGGCACGCAAGUAUGUUGGGUACGAAGCGCAGCUGGAGGCUGGUGAUGGGAUGUUCAUUCCGAAAGGAUGGUGGCAUAGCAUUAAGGGGGUAGGACAUGGUGUCACUGCUUCGAAUCCUCCGUCCGUCCCACCGAACUCCCGCACCACCAAAUCCACCACCAGCACCCAAUCUAUUUAUCCACCAAACCCACCUCCAGCAAUAGAAAACCCGGCCCAGAUAGAAGACAUGCACAAAUCCAUUUUAACGCGCACAACACUUCUACAUCUCAUCUUAAACCCAUUCCUGACAAUCCCAACGCGCGCUUCAACCACAAUCACACCUCCGACAAUCCUCUCCCAAAGACUAACCCGUACACCGAUUGCCUACCCCCAGUGUCCCUCCAAUCUCUAUCAAGAAAAAUCCUACUCCACAAUGUCAUCGUCCACCGACCAGAUCCAACAACAACAAUCCGACAAUGCCGCUACUGACUCCGCCACCGAAAAGAAACCAGAGCAGUACCUCGCCCUUCCCGACUCCAGCAGCGCCGACCAGACACAGCAGCUGGAUCUCAGCGGCGAUGGGUCGACGGUGAAAUUGGAUCACUUGGGUCCGUUGGUGGUCAACCAGGAUGGGACGUUAUCACGGAUCUCGAACUGGGCGCAGAUGGCGGAGAUUGAGAAGAAGAAUACGUUGCGGGUGCUGGGGAAGAGAAACAAACAACGGAUGGAGGCACUGAGGGCUGCUCAGGGAGCGCAGGAAGAGGGCAAAUAG